CUUCAGCGAGGGAGCACCGUUCACCGUUCCGGGACUGGAUGCUGUCAGAUCCUUUCGGAGAAUUCGACACUUUUCAUACAAUAAGAUCAACACCCAAGAGCGCGGAAUGGCCAGCGUCACUUGGAAUGUGAUUUUCCAGGACAAAGUCCAGAAGCUGAAUAAACCUGACAGCUGGUCUAUGGAGUUUGACGACGCGAUCGAGGCCAAGAGGUCUCACAUCGGCUGGAAGGAGUACAUUCGCAACCCCUUCUCCAGGUUCACGUGCUCCAUCUGUCACCACAGCUGGGCCUCCAGCAAGUCCAUGGUGGUGUUCCACAUGCGUCUGGACUCGCCGGCCCACAACGGGGUGGUCAAGGUGCGACGCUACAAGCAGAACUGCAAAACGUGCGAGGGCGCCACCUUCGAGGAGCCCAGUGUCGACCCAAAGGAUUUGGACGACAUGAUGGACAAGCUGAUAGAGAAGAUCCUGGUCAACUGUUACGGGCAGGAGAGCAGCCAGCCAAAGUUCUUCCGUAAAAAAGUGCUGAAAGGGGACCACCUGUCCAAACACUGUGAAGCCUGCCAGAAAGGGGUCUGUGACCAACGCUAGAUUUCUCUAGAAGCUCAAAGUGGCAACAGAGCAAAUUGUGGUCAUUAGAUGUGAGAACAUCUUUUUUUAAUUUAAAGAUUUAGGGUCAGGGUUACAUUGCAACCCUAAUUUUAACCUUAAAGUUCAAGUUCUGCGUUCACGAAUUUCUGCUCGACAUACUGGUAAUAUUAGGCAAAUUUCUAUUCAAGAGUUGCAUUGAAAGCUUUGCGAAUUUGUCUACUU
Molecule: messenger RNA, 811 nt
Organism: Scleropages formosus (Asian bonytongue)
Lineage: Eukaryota; Metazoa; Chordata; Actinopteri; Osteoglossiformes; Osteoglossidae
Product: receptor-transporting protein 2-like
Exons: 2
Coding region: 107-589 (160 amino acids)
Biological process (GO): protein insertion into membrane; protein targeting to membrane
Molecular function (GO): olfactory receptor binding
Source: RefSeq, a predicted model, not a curated record